AUGUUAUUCAACUUACCUCUUAAAUAGACAAGACCUGCAGAUCUUCUCAAGCCAGUCGAGUAGGCAAUUCUUAAUUGCUAUGGAGAACCCACUCUCUUCACUGAAAUUAGGGAUGUAGUAGAGAAAACCUAAAAAUUGAGAUAAAUUUUGGAUUAUGAGAAGAUCAACUUGAGUAUUGCUACUGAUCCUUUGACAUCAGAAAACCUAGAGAACAAUCUUCUUGAAUAUCUGAAGAACUUUUCUUUGCUAUUCAAGCAUCUAAGAUUCGAACAAGGAGAUUAAAGAUCCCCAUAAGUGAUGUUCAAUUGGAGUGACAGCUAUGACCAUAAAAGAAGCUGUCAAUUGAAUUCUGGUAGAUUAGAAUUGAUAUCUUAAUAUUACAAUCUGAUAAUCGCUUACUACUACCAAGCCAAUAGUAAGAUUGUAAAAGAUACAGACCCUGAUCGUAAGGCUGCAUAUACCAAACUUAGAAAUGGGUUAUGGGCAUUGGAACAAUUAAAACAAAAUAUUCAUGGAUUAUCUAAAGAUUCAGUAUCCUAAUUGUAUGAUAUUUAAACUCUAAAUUUGGAAUUUCUGGAACAUGCUUUCUGUGGAUUGGCCUAUAAAGCUUUAUAUCAAAAUAUGAUGUCACAAGUGAAGACUUUCGGACUUAAUAAUGUUUGUGGGACAAUCUUUGAGGCUGCAAAGGAAUUCACAAUCGCUUUGAAGGCUGUUGAGGGAAUGAAUUCUUAAUACUAGAAACAAAUUGGAAAAAAUGUUCUUUCUCAAAUUUUACCCACAAUUCAAUUUAAUCAAAUAUGGACAACUGUUACUGGGUGUAUAUAGAUGGGAGUGUUUCAUUAUGGAAAAAUAUCGGAUGAAUCUAGAGGCUAAAACAUGGGAAAAGCAUUGGGCUUUUUGACUCAUGCUCAAUAAUUGUUAUUACCAAUCAUUAAUGACAAGAAUGCCAGCAAGACAUUCCCACCAGAUUAACUGGAUCAAUUGAAGUAAUUGAAUUAACAAUUAACUUAAUUGUUUACUGAAUAUAAUUACAAGAAUCAACAAAUAUACAAAGAGUAACUAAUUGCCUAAGAUUUAUUGCCAUACCCCCCUUUGAUGGAAUAAAUUAGACUUAAACCUCUUGAACCUCCAAGUUUCAAAGAACCAGUUUAUGGAGCAAAUAAAUUUUCAGGUUUUAUAUCAGAAGAAGCCUUAUAAUUGUCUAGGGAGAUCAAAAUGUUUGUGGAAUAAACAAAAUUCUCCCUUGAAGAAUCCUUAAGAUUGCUAUUUGAUCAAAAAAAUCAAGCAUAUGCAGAAACCUAUGUCACCUAUUUUAUUGAUAUGGCCCAACAAAAACAACUUGAUUAAGGAGGAAUACCUCAAGGCAUCUAAGAAAAAAUUGCAUACAUAAGAACUAGAGGGUGUUUAAGCGGAAUAGAGAAGAUAAUGGAACAAUCUAAAUAAGCAUCUAUUACUUGCAAUUAAUUGUUAGGUCAAAUUGAAUAGUUAUUAUUGGGGGAAUAGCAACAGGAUUAGGAAAAUAGAACUAAAUAUGGUGCCAAAUGGACAAGAAGUCCUUCAACAUAAUUGAAUUAACAAUAUUUCAAAUCCUUGUAAGACCUCAAGGGUAAAUACUCAUUAGCAUAAAAGAUCGACUUUGAUGUGAUAAGUGGUUUUGAAAAGUGCAAAGAAACAGUUAUACUUGCUGCAUAAAGUGAUCAAGUCAUCAUUCAGAAACUCCCUAAAAGUAAUAAUAAUUCAGAUUUCGUAAAUCAAAAUGCUUAACUUUUUGGACAAUUGACCAACUUAGAUUAAUAAGUCAAUUCUAUUGUUGAUUAAUUAAAGUUCUUGAUCCAAUAGUAUAAUCAAGCAAUGCAAGAAAUAAAUGUUUCUAAGAUAGCAGUCCAAGGAUUAAAUGAUGGAGUCCCCAAAAAUUAAAUUUUCAAUGCUGCCCUUUAGAAUGUUUAAGGUUUUAUUGAACAAUUUAACAACGAUAUGAACUAAGUCUCAGAAUUGAUCUCUUAAGUUUGCGGAAUUGCCAGAGAACUCUCAAAUUUUAAGAAGCAAUCAGCUGAAUAGGUGUAAUAAUCUGGAUAGACUAAUAUCUUUGCAAGUGCUUAAUAAGCAAUUGACAACAUUGACCAUUCAGUUGUCUUCUAUGAGCAAUUAAAAAUGCAUUUAGAAGAAUAAGAUAGAAAAGUCAAGGACUUCUUGAUGGCACGAAACCUGGAAUCAGAACAAUUAGUGUAAUAAUUCAAUCAAUAAUAAACAUACCAAUAAUCCUAGAAAAACUAACCUCCAGUGCAGCCAUAAUAACCAUAAUAGCCAUUGUAAUAAUCAGGAUAUCAAUACCCUCCAUAUCCAAACUAACCUUAAUAUCCAUAAUACCCAUAACCUAAUUAUCCAUAAUAAUCUAAUGUAAUUAAUCAUCCUUUAGCAAAAAAUCCAUAAAAUUAACCACCCUAACAAUACCCAUAGCAAUAAUAAUAUCCGUAAUAAUAACAAUAUCCAUAAUAAUAACAAUAUCCAUAAUAAUAGCAAUAUCCAUAAUAAUAAUAAUACCCAUAUGCCUAAUACCCACAACAAUAAUAGUAAAAUUACGGAUUAUGGGGUUAAUAAUAAUAAUAAUAGAAAAAAUGA
Messenger RNA from Paramecium tetraurelia, 2619 nucleotides. RefSeq lists its product as uncharacterized. The transcript has 7 exons. The record is from RefSeq and is a predicted model, not a curated record. Gene Ontology annotation, biological process: protein transport to vacuole involved in ubiquitin-dependent protein catabolic process via the multivesicular body sorting pathway. NCBI's taxonomy places the organism in Eukaryota, Ciliophora, Oligohymenophorea, Peniculida, Parameciidae. Gene Ontology annotation, cellular component: endosome. Gene Ontology annotation, molecular function: protein binding.